ACAAACCAGUUGAAACACUUAAUUUAAGAGUUCAAACUCCAAAGUUUCCACCUCAAAGUUCCCCCAACAAUAAAGCUGAAGAGUUUUCGAUUUUUGAUUUUCCAAUGACGACAGCUCAUCACAUUAAUUCUUCUUCAUCGUUUUGUUUGCUUUACCUAGGGAUCGUCGGAUGCGUUGUUCUUCUUAGCUCGGUUUCUUGCUCCGCCGCGGCGGGCGGAGGUUACAGAAAAGAACAGGCGAGAGAUAGGAUCGUGAAGCUACCGGGACAGCCGGCGAAAGUGAAGUUCUCUCAAUACUCGGGAUACAUUACGGUGGACGCCAAGGCGGGUCGAGCUCUGUUUUAUUGGUUGAUGAAGGUGCCGGCUAAAAGUAGACCUGAAUCGAAGCCGUUGGUUUUAUGGCUCAAUGGUGGGCCUGGUUGUUCCUCCAUCGCAUAUGGGGCCUCCGAGGAAGUGGGGCCCUUUCGUGUUCGACCCGACGGCAAAACUCUCCGUUUGAAUCCUUACGCUUGGAAUCAAGUGGCAAAUUUGUUAUUUCUUGAUUCACCGGCGGGUGUGGGAUUUUCUUAUUCGAAUACUUCGUCCGAUAUAUAUACUGUUGGCGACAAGAGGGCAGCGAAAGAUGCAUACACAUUUCUCAUGAAAUGGCUAGAGAGAUUCCCAAACUACAAGCACAGGCCUUUCUACAUAGCUGGAGAAAGCUAUGCAGGUCAUUAUAUUCCUGAGCUAUCUCAAGUUAUAGUCCGUCGCAACAAAGGAGUCAAGAAUCCCAUCCUUAAUUUCAAAGGUUUUCUGUUGGGCAAUCCACUUUUGGAUGAUUAUCAUGACAACAAGGGGUCACAUGAGUUUUGGUGGAACCAUGGGUUGAUAUCAGAGACAACAUACAAAGAGCUAAAGAAGACAUGUACAAAUGAAACAUUUUUAUUCCCAAAAGAUGGAUGCAACAAUGCUCUGAAUGCUGCUUUUAAGGAGUUCGGCAACAUCAACCCUGACAACAUCUACGGCCCAUCUUGCAAUGCCAGUUCCAGGCUCAACCAUCAUUUACGCCAACUCCCAUUGCCAUGGAGAUACAGAGGAAAUGAUGAAUGUGUAGUUGCAUAUACCAGAAGAUACAUGAAUAAUCGAUUGGUUCAAAAGGCUCUCCAUGCAAAUCUUACUCGUCUUCCUUAUCCUUGGACUACUUGCAGUUCGGUUAUUAGACGAAACUGGACUGAUUCUCCAAAAUCAAUGCUACCUAUCAUCAAAGAACUUAUUGGAGCUGGCAUUAGGAUUUGGAUAUUCAGUGGAGAUACAGAUGCUGUAUUGCCUUUGACUGCAACCAGAUAUUCAAUUAAAGCACUCAAGCUCCAAACCAACACCAGCUGGUAUGCUUGGAUUGAUGAUCAUGCUGAGGUGGGCGGCUGGAGUGAAGUAUACAAUGGGUUAACCUAUGUGACAGUGAGGGGAGGAGGGCAUGAAGUUCCUUUGACUCAACCUCAACGUGCGUUGCGUUUGUUCAAGUAUUUCUUGAUGAAUUCGCCCCUCCCUUCUUCACUUCUCGAUUAAUUGUUAUUUUAUCAUUUAGGCUU
Molecule: messenger RNA, 1567 nt
Organism: Hibiscus syriacus
Lineage: Eukaryota; Viridiplantae; Streptophyta; Magnoliopsida; Malvales; Malvaceae
Product: serine carboxypeptidase-like 28
Exons: 9
Coding region: 105-1544 (479 amino acids)
Biological process (GO): proteolysis
Cellular component (GO): vacuole
Molecular function (GO): serine-type carboxypeptidase activity
Source: RefSeq, a predicted model, not a curated record